UGUUCACUGUUGAGAAACUUUCUGAUAACACACUUAAAACUGUGAUUGUCAGGAUGUUCAAUGAAACCGUGACUGGAGAUGAUAUUUGUGUUUGGUUGGGUAGAUUUUGCACUGUUCGAGGCCAGCCUGUCAAAGUGUUAGAUGAAGAUGGCAUUUGGACAUGCUCCUGGCGAAUUCCCAUUAAACAAUGGGAAGACGCUGGGGGCUACCAGGGCCUGAAGCAUCUGCCUUCCAUGAUUGUGCUCGGAGAGUACAGAGGCUACAUACAUUAUCAAGGAAUGCCCAAACUCUGCAGAAAGUGUGCAAGGUUUGGUCAUCUAGCUGAAGCAUGCCAAGAGUUAAUCUGUGGGAAGUGUAGAGAAAUUGGUCACAGUUUUGAUGACUGUACCAAUGGCAGACGGUGCAAUCUUUGUGGAGAAACAAACCAUCUCUACAGAGACUGCCCUAAAAGUUUUGCCAACAAGCUAAAAAUGGCCGCCCCACAUGGGCAACAAACAAAGGAACAAAGGAGAGAGGAGGCGGUCCCUGAGGUUUUGGCGGGAAUUUCAAAUUCCCAGCCGGCCUCAGGGAUUGGGCAGGAAGGAGGAAGUGGGGCGGCCACAGGGGCGGAGGCAACGGAACAGGAAAUGGUAAUGGAAGGAGAGGAAAGUGAGGAAGAGUCACUGGUAACAGUUUCGGAUGGGGUGGAAGAAUCCACCGGGAGUGAGACACAGUGUUCACUCCCUAAUGCUCAGGUGCAAAAAAGACCUGCGGGGUCUCCUCUGAUUGUAACGGAGGAGAAAAAAUCUAGGGCAGCAUAUAAGCUCGAUAGUUCCGACUCGGUAGAUCUGGAGCGCAUGUGGCCCCUAGAGUCCCCAAAUGAGGUUUCCUUUUUGCACAUUAAGCUAACAGCAUCAUCGCCAAAGGAGCCACAAGAGGUUCCCUCUGUGGCCUCUGAAGCGACAGGCAUUUGCCCUCCUGACCUCAGCUCAUCUGGGGAAAAGGAAAGACAAAUGCUACAAGAUGUAACAUGAUUUUAAUCAUAUUUUUGUAGUCUUUUUAUUGUCUUCUGUUUUAAAUGCCUCAUACCUUUUUAACCCUACUGCUCAUGGCCCUCACCAUCUCUACUAUCAAUGUCAGAAGUGUGAGGUCCACCAUUAGAGCACAGAGUAUUUUGUCCCUUUUAAAAUCUUUUAAGUCAGAUUUGUUUUUAUUACAAGAGUGUUCUCUGCCCUUUUU
Molecule: messenger RNA, 1218 nt
Organism: Carassius gibelio (silver crucian carp)
Lineage: Eukaryota; Metazoa; Chordata; Actinopteri; Cypriniformes; Cyprinidae
Exons: 2
Coding region: 54-1013 (319 amino acids)
Molecular function (GO): zinc ion binding; nucleic acid binding
Source: RefSeq, a predicted model, not a curated record